AUGUUGAUGCCAAAGGACGACAGAAAGAAGAUCCACCAGUACCUCUUCCAAGAGGGUGUUGUUGUUGCUGAGAAGGACUUCAACAAGCCAAAGCACGAGGAGAUUGACACCAAGAACUUGUACGUCAUCAAGGCUUUGCAGUCUUUGACCUCCAAGGGUUACGUCAAGACCCAGUUCUCUUGGCAAUGGUACUACUACACCUUGACUGACGAAGGUGUUGAGUACCUCAGAAACGAGUUGAACAUCCCAGAGGGUAUCUUGCCUAUGACCAGAUUGAAGGGUGCUCCAGCUCAGAGACAGAGACCUGUCUCCAGAGGUGGCCCUCAGAGAAGAUUUGGUGGUGACUCCUACAGAAGAAGAGCCAGAGAUUAA
Messenger RNA from Candidozyma duobushaemuli, 372 nucleotides. RefSeq names its product 40S ribosomal protein eS10 (gene RPS10). Gene Ontology annotation, cellular component: cytosolic small ribosomal subunit. The record is from RefSeq and is a predicted model, not a curated record. The transcript is spliced from 2 exons. Lineage: Eukaryota; Fungi; Ascomycota; Pichiomycetes; Serinales; Metschnikowiaceae. The coding region runs from base 1 to 372 and encodes 123 amino acids. Gene Ontology annotation, molecular function: RNA binding; structural constituent of ribosome.